Schistosoma turkestanicum is the source of this 618-nucleotide messenger RNA. The record is from the annotation of a GenBank genome assembly. Lineage: Eukaryota; Metazoa; Platyhelminthes; Trematoda; Strigeidida; Schistosomatidae.
CUCCAGUCCUUUCAAAACCCGAAAAUGACCUUCAGUUACUGUAGCGCUUACUACGACGCUAAUGGCUGGUAACCAAGAUGAUAUGAAGGGUUGUUCUUUCGAAGUUUACGGCAAAGUUCAAGGUGUAUUUUUUAGAAAGUAUGCGGCUGAAUUUGCCAAGGUGAAUGGUCUUGUUGGCUGGAUUAUGAAUACUGAAAGUGGUACUGUGAUAGGCGAAUUCGAAGGAACAAGUGUUGGUGUCGAUGCAUUCAAACAUUGGCUUUGUAACGUUGGAAGCCCUAAGUCGCAAAUCGACAAGUGCCAGUUUAAAAAUGAAAGAAAAAUAUCUCAACUGCAUUUCCAAAGUUUUAAUAUACGUCGUUAAUAAAAAAAUACUUUUUGGCUCAUUUCUCAUACAAUCACCAGAAGCUGACUGGAUUAGUCAUAGGUUGUAUCAACAGACAAUGCUCUUGUAAUUAGCUAGUAUUUUUUGUCUGUGAUCAAAGUGGAAGACAAUUUGUUGAAUAAGAAACUUUGCUUACAAUAAUAUUUAUUAACUGAUAGAUAUGGGUCAACUACUUAAAGCCUGUAAGUUGCAAAUGUCAUAACAAUAUGCUAUCCAAUAUAAAGCAAGAAGAC